CAUCAAACUAACAACCAUGGCGCACCAGGAUGCCGGUGUCGGCGGCAAAGAUCACCGCGAGCUGCAGGCGCAGCACACCACCGACACCGAGGAGCUGCUGGCAGCCCACCGCGAGCUUUGGAGCCAUGCCCUGGGCUACGUCAAGUCCAUGGCGCUCAAAUGCGCAUUGGACCUUGGCAUCCCCGAUACCAUCCAACGCUACGGCGGAGGCGCCACCGUAGGCGAACUCGCCGCCGCCAGCAACCUCCCCGCAUCCAGCCUCCCCUUCCUGCGUCGACUCAUGCGGACGCUGACAGCCAUGCGCAUCUUCGCGGUCCACCGUGAUGACGAUCCCAGCGACGACCCUGCUGAUGAUGCAGCCGCCGUUGUCUCGUACCAGCUCACGGCGACCUCCCGCCUGCUCGUCAACGGUGGCUCCUAUUUCAGCAUACGCCCAAACAUUUCCGCCCUUGUCCAUCAGGGUGCCGUCUCCCCCAUGUUCAGCAUGAGCGAGUGGAUGAAGCAGCACCACCACCACGCGCCCGACAUGACUCUCCACGAGAUGGUGCACGGCGAACCGUGUGGGAGUCUUUCCGAGCCAACCCCGCGAUCAGAGCCUGGUUCUACGACGCCAUGGACGCCGAUGCCCGCCUCGUCAUGCACGUCGUGCUCAGCGAGUGCCCUGCCGUCUUCCACGGCCUCGCUUCGCUCGUCGACGUCGGCGGCGGCCAUGGCACAGCCGCGGCUGCCAUCGCCAGGGCCUUCCCACACAUCAAGUGUACCGUCAUGGACCUCCCUCACGUUGUCGCUGAGGCUCCCGCGGGCACUGGACUGUGCUUCCUCGCCGGCGAUAUGUUCGACCACAUCCCACCGGCUGACGGUAUUCUGCUCAAGUGGAUUCUGCAUGAUUGGGAUGAUGCGAAGUGCAUUAAGAUAAUGGAACGGUGCAAGGAAGCAAUCGGUGGCAAAGAAAGGGGAGGGAAAGUCAUUAUAAUCGACACCGUGAUUGGAUCUAGGCCAAAUGAGGAAGAUAUGAUACGCAGGGAGGCUCAAGUCCUGUGUGAUCUAGGUAUGAUGACAACGUCGAACGGAGCUGAGCGAGAGGAGCACGAGUGGAGAAGGAUCUUCCUAGCAGCUGGAUUUCGUGACUACAAAAUCACAGACACACGAGGUAUCCCGUCAAUCAUCGAGGUCUAUCCAUAGUGAGAAUUGAGAGAGAGAGAGAGAGAGAGAGCAUCUUAUCCUAUCCUUUAUACGUAUAAAUCCUUAUUAAUUGCAAAAAAGCUCAAUUCUCAGCCUUCCAUACCAUCUCAAGUGGCAUUAGUACUAGCAGCUAGCCAUCAGAUUAUGUUGUAUCAGCAUCAUCAUCAAGCCAUUCAUUGUCGAUCCUCUAUCUGAUAUGCGUCGAUGUCUGCACUGUUGGAAUACGGUCUGAAUUCUGACAUGAGUUUUAUAAAGAUUUGUUUCAUGGACUGCAGUCCGUUC
This is a messenger RNA of Zea mays, 1464 nucleotides long. RefSeq lists its product as uncharacterized. The record is from RefSeq and is marked provisional. Gene Ontology annotation, molecular function: methyltransferase activity; protein dimerization activity. Lineage: Eukaryota; Viridiplantae; Streptophyta; Magnoliopsida; Poales; Poaceae. Bases 17 to 916 code for a protein of 299 amino acids. The transcript has 2 exons.